CUCUGCGCCUGUCCCUGACGUCACACGGACCCCGGACCCGGCGUACCUCUGUCAGCAACGCGUUUGGCAACAAAAGACUCGUUUUUGAACCAGUUAGCGACGUUUUGUGGACGGCAGUGUUUGUGGGGACGUCAUCACAGUUGUGUUCAACAGCGGCGCGAUAUUUACAGGCAGUAGCUGGUAGCGAUGACACCGCCGCUGCUGCUGCUGUCCUUCGGAGGAAGAGGAAGAGGAAGGAGGCGAUGAUGAUGAUGACAUGCAGUUAGCUGGCUGCCUGGCUGACGGACGGACCGACGGACGGACUUGAGCCCGCCGUGUGAGCGGUGUCACCCCACAAGCAGAGCAGGAUCCAAGGCGACGAGAGGCGAAGAUGCCGCGGAGGAAACAAUCCAACCCCCAGCCGGUGAAACUGGACUCGGAGGACGGGGCAGUGGUGUGCGAGCCAGGCUGCCUGGUUCUGGAGAGCGACUUCCUGCUGAGCGGAGAGCUGGAGUUUGGAGACUCUGAGAUCAUGGGGCUGGACAGAGAGUCGGGUAUGACGGUGUUCUCUCUGAGCGUGGAGGACGACCCCUCCGCACCAACAGACUCCACCUUCCCAGCUUUCCUCUCCUGUAAAGGGUGCGGUCAGCUGCUGGGAGACACGCCACUGGGGGCAGGUUUAGAUCUCGGUGUGGGCUUGGACCUGGGGGCGGAGCUUUACUGUCUCACCUGUGAGGAAGGCCUCCAGCAGGAAGCCUCGAUCGACUCCUCUCAGGCGGAGGGCUCAAUUGAGGCCGACAGAACCAUCGGCGGCGACUCGGACAGGAAGAGGAGAGGCGCAGGCAAGACAGGCGGAGCCACCGACGCCCCUCCCAAACUGUACUCCUGCUCGCUGUGCGCCUUCACCUCGCGCUACUCGAACCACCUGAAGCGCCACAUGAGGACCCACGACGGCCAGAAGCCGUACCACUGCCCCGUCUGCCCCUACGCCUCGGCGCAGCUCGUCAACCUGCAGCGCCACGCCCGCACCCACACCGGGGAGAAGCCGUACCACUGCGUCCAGUGCAGCUACGCCUGCAGCUCGCUCGGCAACCUGCGGAGGCACCAGCGCAUGCACACGCAGGAGAGGCCGCAGAGGAGGGAGAAGGAGAAACGACGGGGGAGACGGAAAAAAGCUGAAAGUGAAGAAGUCGUAUCAGACCUGACCCUGCGAGUGUCCCAGAACUCAGGUUACCUCCAGACGUUGGGGGGCCUCGGCUCUCCCUCCGCCCCGCUCCCUGUCCUGCUCUUCCCCCUGUGCUGCCGGAUGUGUGGCCUCACUCUGGAGGAGGCCGACCUGGAGGGGGACAAGGCCGAGGGGGAGGUGGAGGGCGAUGGAGGACAGGUGUGUCGUCGCUGCUCGUUGGACCUGCUCUCCAAAGAUGAAUCCGGGCCUCGGGGAUCCCGGCGGGGUCAGCGUGGCACCAAGCUGUACCACUGCCCUCACUGCCCCUUCCUGUCCCACUACCCCAACCAUUUGGCCCGCCACGCUCACACCCACUCUGAGGAGAAACCCCACCACUGCCCACACUGCCCCUACACCUCCUCGCACCUCGACAACCUCAAGCGCCACCUGCGCGUGCACACGGGCGAGAAGCCCUACCAGUGCCCGUCGUGCAGCUACGCCUGUGGCAACCUGGCCAACCUGCGGCGGCACGAGCGCAUCCACUCGGGCGCCAAGCCGUUUCACUGCGGCGUCUGCGGCUACUCCUGCAACCAGAGCAUGAACCUGAAGAGGCACAUGCUGCGGCACACGGGCGAGAAGCCGUACGCCUGCGCCGAGUGCAACUACACCACGGGCCACUGGGACAACUACAAGCGCCACCAGAGGAAACACGGGCACAACACGGACAGCUGGGACAAACACGCGCCCAUUAACGGCCUCAGCUGGGGCAGAGACACUCAGGAGAGCCCAAGUCAGGGACACACUUAGAUACUGUGUGUGUGUGUGAGUCUGUGUAAGUGUGUGUAAGUGUGUGUUUGUGUGUGUGUGUUUGUGUGUGUGUGUGUGUGUGUGUGUGUGUGUGUGUGUGUGUUGUAUACACUGGUGAACCUCCAGCUCAGGUUGGAGCUAAACUCAGGUGCCUUUAACAGACUGAACGACUUCACCGCUGCACUGACUUUAUAAUGGGGCAUUAAUAUGUGUGUGUGUGUGGUGUGUACACACUCACAUCACACACACGCGUUGAAUCAGAGGAGGUGUGGUCCCUCCUUCCUUCAAUAAAUGCAGUCCACAGACGUCUGGUCUGUCAGAAUGUGACGUUUUCUAACUGUGUAUCAUGAAGCCGAUCUGAAUCUGCUGAAUCCAAACGUUUAUUUUUCUCCUCGACAGAUGAUCUAUAUUUUCUAAAUGUGGCUGGAUUGUUUUUCUUUCAUACUAGCAGGGCGGAUCAUUAUCUCACAAGCUUUAAGUUGAUUUUGUAAUUUAAUCCAGGAAAUGAUCGGGCUCAGUUUAUCAGCGGGGUUCCUGCGCAGCUUCAGCUACAUCAUUAGAAAUGUUCCCACCAGCCAACAUGGCCUCACCUGUAUGUCAGAUCCCAGGAGAGCGUUUUCCGUCUCCCAAAAACCGAAAGUCAGUUAGUUUAAUAACAAGUGUGAGUAUGUGUGGCAAACAAUGUCCGAGCGACUUAGUAACUCGUAAUUCCUACCUGUUCAAAAUGAAGUUAACCAUGACGUUAGUUAAGGACGUUUCAGGCUGGACGAUGAGAGAUCAUACAAUGGAGGUGCUCAGGAGCCCCGCUGUCUAAACGAGUCAGAAUCAAACAGAUGCUGCUGUUCUGGAAGAAUUUCAUGCCUUUAUUUUGUUGGUCUUGGCACCACAUUUUUUUUUUAUGUGUAGCCUGAAAUAUCCUGGAAUUUAAAGACUUUGAAUCCUGACAAUGCGUCUGAUCUUUUCUCUCAGUAACUCAGACGAUGCUGUCGCUUGUUUCAGCCCAGAUUUAGUGAAAAUCAGCCUCUCUGAAUUUAAAAAAAGGUCUUAAUUACUAGUUUACACUCACCGGACACUUUAUUAGUUACACCUGGGGUGGAAUGGGAGAUUCUCAUCAUGGAUCAACUGUGUGAUGUCAUCAUGUCAGUAUGGACCAAAAUCUUGUUGAAUCUAUGACACCAAGAAUUAAAAAGGGCGUCCCACCUGGUACCAGCAUGGUGUCCCUAAUAAAGUAGCUGUCACUCAUUUUGAAAUCUAAAUGUGAAAAGCUUUGAAUAUCACAACUUAAUUACUGUUUUCUGGAGAUAACAGGAGGUCGUUCCACUUUUUAUUUAUAUUCACAGGCAUAGAAUGUGAAUAAUUAACCAGUUAUCACAAGAAAAGGAGCCUGUAUGGAAGCAAAUAGGAGACGUGAAUAUUUGAAUUUGAACAGCCACUGAAUAUUGAAGUAUAGCGUUGAAGUAUUUUACCUCAAAACCAUGCGUCUCAAUUUAUUUGUGGUGAUUUCAUCUUUUAAAACUAAAAUAUGACAUUUCUCGAUUUGCCAUUUCAAAAGCUGAAUUUUAUUUAUUUUCAAUGUUUACAAAUUCAUAUCCAGAAAUGAACGUCUCUUAAUUUAAAACAAAGUAAAAUGGAAAAUAAAUAUAGAUUCAGGUCUAAAAAAGUUGAAAAUAUUCCAAGACAUGUUUGGCAAUCAAGCCUUAAUGUUUCGCACAAUCAAAAUUGACUGAGGUUCUAAUCGAAUUUUCAACUUGAAUAUUCAGAUUUUAAAAUUCUGUUUUUUGUUGGGUUUUUUUUGUUUGUUUUUGUUUUCAUUAAUUUUGGUAGUCUAAAUUUGACCAAUUGAAUUUGAGCAACCUCAAUCUACUUUAUUUAUUUUUAUUUUAAUUUUUUGAAUUCUGAAAUUUUUGGAUGUGAAUUUGACCAUUUUUUUUGAGCAAUCUGAAUCUUUUUUCUUUUUCGUCUUUUUCUAUUUAAAAAAAAAAAAACUAAUCAAAACUGAGCAGUCGGAAUCAACUUUUUUUAAAAACAAAUUCUGAAACCUACAUUUUAAGAUUUGAAUUUGUCUGAUGAAAUUUG
Molecule: messenger RNA, 4027 nt
Organism: Epinephelus fuscoguttatus (brown-marbled grouper)
Lineage: Eukaryota; Metazoa; Chordata; Actinopteri; Perciformes; Serranidae
Product: zinc finger protein 513-like
Exons: 7
Coding region: 371-1951 (526 amino acids)
Biological process (GO): regulation of transcription by RNA polymerase II
Molecular function (GO): RNA polymerase II cis-regulatory region sequence-specific DNA binding; DNA-binding transcription factor activity
Source: RefSeq, a predicted model, not a curated record